Psammomys obesus (fat sand rat) is the source of this 5140-nucleotide messenger RNA. It is a transcript of the gene Fam13b, whose product is annotated as family with sequence similarity 13 member B. Gene Ontology annotation, biological process: signal transduction. The record is from RefSeq and is a predicted model, not a curated record. The coding region runs from base 486 to 3104 and encodes 872 amino acids. The transcript is spliced from 22 exons. NCBI's taxonomy places the organism in Eukaryota, Metazoa, Chordata, Mammalia, Rodentia, Muridae.
UCCCGCUCGCCGUUAGGGAGGCUCUGCGCCUCAGCCGCCGCCGCCGCCUCCGCCGCCCACUUGUCCGCGUCCGCCGCCACCGCCGCCGCCCGGGGUCUCCGGGGGUCGCUACCGGGCUGGCCCCGCGCCGCAGCAGUCCCUUCAGCCUCGCGCCAGAGGCCGCCUCGGGAGGAGCCCCGCAGGCCGCCGUGCCGCUCAGAGCCUCCGCUCUCGCCUUGUCGACGUCGCCAAGGGUUCUGGAGAAGCGGCCGAGGCCGGGGGACGGGGCUUCGCGGUUCCAACGAUUAACUGCUGAAGUACUGAUCGAGUUCUGCGUUUCUUCAAUGAGGAACUACAGGCUGAUCUUCUGCCAUAAUCUCAAACAACCAUAAAUGACAGAAGGAUGCUUGCUCAGUGAGGGUAGCUGGUGCAGAAGACGUUUUUUAAACUUAGGUGUUUAAGUGCUCAAAGAAAAGACAGCUUUGAUUUCUGGCUGCAAAAAAGAUAUGAGGAAGAGCUCCUCCCCUUCCUUGAGUAACUGCAACUCCGAUCUUGCUAACAAAAUAUUUGGAAUUCCACUUGAUGAGCUGCAGCAGGGAGGCCAUCCAGACAAUGAGGUUCCAUUCAUAGUCCGCCACGUUGUGGACUAUAUUGAGGAACAUGGAGGUCUGGAGCAACAAGGGCUGUUUCAAGUCAAUGGGAAUGCUGAGACAGUGGAGUGGCUUCGGCAGAGAUACGACAGUGGAGAAGAGGUGGAUUUGGUUAAGGAGGCGGACGUCCCCUCAGCCAUUAGUCUCCUUAGGUUUUUCCUGCAGGAGCUCCCUGAGCCUGUCAUACCUGGCAGCUUGCAUAUUCACUUGGUGCAGCUUUCUCAAGAUUAUAAUAAUGAAGAUGAAUUUGGAAGAAAAUUGAGGUUCCUCUUGCAACAGCUUCCACCUGUUAAUUACAGUUUAUUAAAGUUUCUGUGUAGGUUUUUAGCCAAUGUAGCAUCACAUCAUGAAGAAAUUUGGUCUGCAAAUUCUUUGGCUGCUGUUUUUGGUCCAGAUGUCUUCCACAUUUACACAGAUGUGGAAGAUAUGAAAGAGCAAGAAAUUGUGAGCAGGAUAAUGGCGGGACUUUUGGAAAAUUACUAUGAGUUUUUUGAGAAUGAAGAGGAAGAUUUUUCAUCAAAUGAUUUGAGUUCAAUUACUGAGCAGGUUAAUGAACUUUCUGAGGAAGAAGAGGAAGAUGAAAAGCUGGAACAUAUAGACGAGCUUCCAGAAGAAAGUGUAGACAAGUCAGAUGGCAUGCCUGAAGUGUUGCAGCUCAGGAUGACUGAAAACAUCCUGGAAUCAGACAGUGUUACAGCAUCAACAAGGGUUGUUGCUGCUGCUGCUGCUACUAAUGCCAGUGAUGGUAACAUAAAGUGUUCAAAACCUGUGGCCGGUACUACUGCAGAUAGUGAAGUCAUGCAGCAAGAUUUUGUAUUUGAGGACCAGAAAAAUAAUCAGUCUGUAGGUAUACUGUUAGAGCCUUGUAGUGACCACGGGGAUAGUGAAGAUGGCUGUCCUGAGAGGAAGGAGUAUUUGCUAAGUGACAGUGAUAAAUUGCCACAUUUGAUUCUGGAUUCUAGUAGCAAGAUACGUGAUUUGAAUGCCAACACUGAAUCAGAAGUAACCGAAGGUCAGAGUGUUGGUGUUCAAGGAGAAGCAGCAUGUGUACAAAUUGCACAUUUAGAUCUGAAGAAUGUUUCUGAUGGUGAUAAAUGGGAAGCGUCAUGCCUUAUCACUUUCCCCCUCAUUGAUUUCAAAACAAUGCACCUGCAGAGAUCUGGGGAGGAGCCAUUUCCCGCAUUUAAGUCUUGGCAGGAGGACUGUGAGUCUGGAGAAGCUCAGCUGUCUCCACAGGCUGCAAGGAUGACUCCCCAUCCCCUGGGAGAGGACUGCCCUCCAGUAUUGUCACAUCGUAGUUUAGAUUUUGGGCAAAGCCAGCGGUUCCUACAUGAUCCAGAGGCGUUGGAUUUCUCGUCAAAGGCCCUUUCCUUCACUAGAAUUCGAAGGUCAUCCUUUAGUUCAAAAGAUGAAAAAAGAGAAGACAGAACACCUUAUCAGUUGGUCAAGAAACUUCAGAAAAAAAUCAGACAAUUCGAGGAGCAAUUUGAAAGGGAAAGAAAUAGCAAGCCCUCCUACAGUGACAUUGCAGCCAAUCCGAAGGUAUUAAAGUGGAUGACAGAGCUUACAAAGUUGCGGAAGCAAAUUAAAGAUGCAAAACACAAAAACUCUGAUGGAGAAUUUGUGCCUCAGACACGGCCUCGGAGUAACACUCUUCCAAAAAGUUUUGGCUCUUCUCUAGACCAUGAAGAUGAUGAGAACGAAGGUGAACCUAGAGUCGUUCAGAAAGAGAAGAAGCCAUCUAAGGAAGCAACUCUUGAGCUGAUUACAAAGCGACUGAAGGAAAACCGUGUUGAGCGGCACCUUCCAGAGGAUAUCAAGAAAAUGACAAAAGAUCAUUUGAUAGAAGAGAAAAUGUCUCUACAGAAAAGUCUGCUUUACUAUGAAAGUCAACAUGGAAGGCCGGUGACCAGGGAAGAAAGGCACAUUGUUAAGCCUCUCUAUGAUAGAUACAGGCUUGUAAAACAGAUGCUGACAAGAGCUAGCAUUACUCCUAUCCUUGGGUCUCCCUCCACCAAGCGCCGGGGUCAGAUGUUACAGCCAAUCAUAGAAGGAGAAACGGCACACUUUUUUGAAGAAAUCAAGGAAGAAGAGGAAGAUGGUGUUAGUCUGUCCUCCGAGUUAAGUGACAUCUUAAAAACAGCUGUGUACACACAGUCAUCAUUGGAAAAUUCAGAAUCUGAUGCUGAAGAAAGUCAAGAAAAACUGGCUCGGGAUCUCCGCUUGUCAAGUACUCGGGCAGCGUCUAUGCCUGAAUUACUGGAACAGCUUUGGAAAGCAAGAGCUGAGAAAAAGAAACUACGUAAAACAUUACGAGAAUUUGAAGAAGCGUUUUAUCAACAAAAUGGAAGGAAUGCCCAGAAGGAGGAUCGUGUUCCAGUGCUUGAGGAAUAUAAGGAGUACAAGAAAAUUAAAGCCAAGCUCCGACUUCUUGAAGUUCUUAUCAGCAAACAAGACUCUUCAAAAUCCAUAUAAACAUGUUCCUUGAAAAUUGACAUCAUAAAGUUGCUGUGUUCCCUGAAGGUGCACCAUGUGUGCUUGGCUUGUACAUGCGUUCACUCUGUCAGGCACUCGAGAAUCCCAUGUUGUCCUUGUUUGUGGCUCAGUAGGGAAAGGAAGGCUGUUCCACAUCACCUCUCCACAGUUAGCAAACAUGCAUGUUCCUUCACUGCUUUACUACAGACACAUCUGUUAGCAAAGGACAAGAAUUUAUUCUUUUCAAGAACUUUGGAAAUACAAAGCUUUUUUGUUUACUAUUUUUUUUUUUUCCUUUUUCAUACUGAAGAAAAUUGAGAGGAAAAUCUUCACACUGAAAUUCUUCGGUUGCCUUUUUCUUACAGAAUGACUGAGAAUUUAAAAGAAAAGCCUAUAAAUGUGACAUAUGCAACUGUACUCUUGUUUUUCCUAGAAAACAACUGAAUUUUCAGAUCCUAGUUUGGAACACCUUUCUGUGUAGUUCCCGGAGUGAGACCUGCACAGAGAGUACUUAGGCAGAAUUUGCUGAGCGGUCACAGCCCCCGAAGGAAGAGAACAGUGGGUAGACCACACAGCAGCCUUGCUUAGUCAUUUGCAACAUUACACACAUCACUCAGAGCUGAGUCACAGCACACGCUGCCUACAGGACGUGAGUUACUGCCACCAGCUGGCAAUGACGACUUGUCUGGAUCAGACCCUGCGCUGUCGUCCACCCACUUCCAGAUAAUGUAAGGAAAUAGCUGUGCCAGUGUGGAGGGACUUGGGUGGUGCUCAGAUUUGUGUGUGUCAUACAUGGGCCUCAAAAGAAAGAUUGACUACACCCGAGUAAGUCUGUUCUUUACAAGGGCUAUACCACUGCAGCUUUCCAUGUCCAUCCAGGAGCUGCAACCCCCUCUCAGUGACCACCCCUCACCCAGACAUGAACAGGAUGUAUAGUGGUAUGCCCCUCCAUAGACUCUUAGCAUCUUUUUUCCUUUGGCUUUGCAUGGCCUUUCUUUAGAUAAUCUGCUAAUCAUUUUUAUGGACUAGUAACUUGUGUUAAUACAACAGAUGUGGGUCAGGCUUAAUCUAAGUGGGUUGUCCCUCCUACCCCCAACCUCUACCCUUGGUGCUUUUUUGAAUUGAUAAAUGUCUCACUUUGCCCAUGCUUUGCAUGCAAUGACUCAUGCAUGAUUUUCUUAAUAGUUUGUUUCAUACAAAUGGAAUUCUGCAACAACGUUAAUAAGGUGAGGAAAGCAUGAACCUCAAACUUCUGGCACUAUUACUACACAGUAAGAACAGGAGGUAGUUUGAUAAUAAAUAGUGUGUUUAGUACUUCACAUUUCACUUGUGUGUGCAAUGCCUUUUUGGGGGGAGAGGGAAAAAAACCUAGUGGUAAUGAAUGUGUAGUUGGAGAAUUUUUUUUUUAAAGCACUAAAUCAUCCAGCCUUUUUUUGUGUGGUUUCCUUUUGAUACUGCUAAGUCAUUCAUAAUGUAUUUUUAGAAAAGUAAUUAAGAAUGCCAAAAAAUGUAUCAUUUGAUUUGAGCCCAUCAUGUGGUGUACUUUUUAGUUUCUUUUGGUCUCCAGACAGGAUUGCUAUGUGUAAUUUUAUGUGCACUGUAUAUUUUUAUGAAUGUUUUAUUUUGUAUACCACAUGCAAAAAAGUCCAUGUGCACUAUUUAAAUGUUUUAAAUAAUAUAUUCCUUCUCUAUAACGCUAAAUCUAUUUGAGUACAAUAUUUUUAUAAGUCUGUAGCCCGACUGGUUUCAUUGAGUUACAACUGCUUCAUAAUUUGGUCGUUGAGUGUUAGUUUGGCUGAGUAGGGUAGUGAAGUGACUGGGCACCCUCAUGUGCUCGCACUGACUCAUGGGUAGCAGUGUGCAUAGGAUUAGGCAGCUUGCAGGAGUUUGACUUUGGUACAAAUAUGAGUUAUAUCUAUAUAUAAAUACUAUAUAGAUAGAUAUAUAUAUGUCCACCAGUAUAAUUACAUUGCUGUGUGUGUUUGGCAUUUCAUUGUACCGACUUUUGUAAUAAAAGAACUUUACUGUUCUAAGAA